Mya arenaria is the source of this 1733-nucleotide messenger RNA. Its product is annotated as neuronal acetylcholine receptor subunit beta-3-like. Gene Ontology annotation, cellular component: membrane; neuron projection; synapse. Gene Ontology annotation, biological process: monoatomic ion transmembrane transport; nervous system process; regulation of membrane potential. NCBI's taxonomy places the organism in Eukaryota, Metazoa, Mollusca, Bivalvia, Myida, Myidae. Gene Ontology annotation, molecular function: transmembrane signaling receptor activity; neurotransmitter receptor activity; extracellular ligand-gated monoatomic ion channel activity. The record is from RefSeq and is a predicted model, not a curated record. Bases 1 to 1551 code for a protein of 516 amino acids. The transcript has 2 exons.
AUGCGGUACGUAUCAAUAAAAGGAGUGUGUACCGUGUUGUUAAUUUUAUAUUCCAUCAAUGGUUUAAACUCAGACCAAACAUCAAACUCAUCGGAGAAACCAGAAAACCAAAGAACGGAAGAACCAGAAAACAACUCAACUGAGAAGUCAGAAAACUCAACUAAUGCGAAUGGGAAUAAUUCACAUUCAGAUAGCGACGAAGAAUCUCUAUCUGUGUUUGAAAAGGUGAUUAAACGGAAUAAGAAAAAUAACGCAUCCAUACGAAGCCAAGGUGAACGUUUUAGUCAACAUGUUGGGAACCUAUUCAAAAAUUACAAACCGUAUCUUCCUCCUUUUGUUGGAAGCUUUGACCAUGUGUUCUGGUUAAAUGUAUCAGUAAUUUCGAAGGAGUUAAUCGAGAUAGAUGAAAUUGAAGAACGGUUAUCAGUCGUUAUGGAAUUCAAAUAUAUGUGGAUGGAUGAAAGACUAGCAUGGGAAACGGAAGAAAUGGAAACCAAUGGCAGUUCCGAAUUCUUCUAUUUGCCAAUUAACGAAGAUAAAAUUUGGACACCUACCUUCGAGGUUGCUAAUCAGCACCAUUCUAAGAUGUCGGGCAGUGGAAAAAAGAGCAACAAUGCUCUUUACGUUUUUAGAUCUGGCGGGAUACUUUGGGUACACACCAAAAGUUUCAACACAAUUUGCAACAUCGACACAACGUACUACCCGUUUGAUAGACAAAUAUGUCAUGUGCAUUUUGUGGCACAAAUUCCAUAUUUUCUCUUUGCAUUAAACUUCAGUCACGAGGUUGAGGAAAAUAGACUGGACAAUGGGAACUGGAGAUUUAUUGAAGUUAAUGUUUACCAGUAUUUCAACUAUCGUCACCUCAUUUAUCAUGUGACGGUCGAGUACGUAUUUCAACGAAAACCAUUCGCUCCUCUGAUAAUCCUUAUCAUCCCUGUGUUUAUGCUCGUGUCCCUUGUACCACUGGUGUUCCUUCUCCCAAAGGACGGAGGGGACAGACUUGGGCUAGCUCUCACAGUGUUACUGGCAGUUUCUGUCUAUAUGACUAUGGUCGCAGACAAACUUCCAUCCUCCUCUGAUCCCAUACCGUACAUCACCAUUGUGUUCUUUAUUUGGUACAUAUCUUGUGCCGUGAUUGUUCUCCUGGUGCUUAUGAACGCUAAGCUCUAUCACAAACGCAACCAUAAAGAUAUUCCUCGGUUGUUAAGGCGACUGGUUAUGAUAAGUCGGCGAUGCUUCUGUUUGGGCGAUGAAGACACUGAACAAACUGAGAGCGAGCAGACGUGUAUUGAUGAAGAUGGAACUCCCUUUACUGAAAAGAGAACUGAAGCCAACAGCACAGAACACCACUCAGUUAGAGCUAUUACUUGGCAGCAUGUUAGUUUGUGUCUAGACAAAUGGUUUAUUCUUACGCUUUAUUGCGUUAAAAUAUUGUUUGCUGUCAUCACAUUCCUUAUCUUAUACCAUGGUGACCAAAACAAAACGGAAACCGAAGAAAUUCAUAUUGAUUCCUCUACGAAGCCUUAUAGUUACGAGGAUAACGCUGUAUGAUCGAAUGACGUGGGUAUUAAAACACGUACUCCCUUUACAUAAAACAUACAAUAAAUAUAUUACUAUAUUUAAACAUAUCCUCAAUAUCGUGGAAAUAUUUACUUUUAAUGUGCAAAAUUUCUUUCAGGUUCAAAUAUUUUGAGUUAUGUAGUUAUAUUUUAAAACAGGUCAAGUAAAGCAAG